AUGAACCCAGCCGUGAGUCUGCUUCAGGUCAUUCUCCCCCUGGUGGCCGUGUCCAUCGCAGCAGUCCUGCUCCUGUGCUACUACCGCUACUCCAAGAAGCGCAGGGGUCCUAUGACGUCACCACGCCCCGGGAGAGUGCGCGUGGGGCAGAGGUGGGGGUCCUGUGCCAGAGGGCCCCUCCUAGGUACAGCUCCAUGGAUCCACCUCCGCCGUACUCACCGCUGGAUCCGCACCUUCUUGUGGCCCCCUGCAGAGCCCCCGCCAUACACCAGGACAUUAGGACACCAGGCACUUGAGAACUGUGGGCAGGACUUUAAAGAUGUCCUCUGA
Messenger RNA from Knipowitschia caucasica, 330 nucleotides. The record is from the annotation of a GenBank genome assembly. NCBI's taxonomy places the organism in Eukaryota, Metazoa, Chordata, Actinopteri, Gobiiformes, Gobiidae.